AUGGCCGCCGUUUCCAUCUCCCCUUACCACCCAACAUCCAAACCACCCAAACCCACCUUCCCGGCUCUCUUCUCCCAGAGGCUCAACCCUUACACCUUCGGCGCCGUCCUCCUCCUCUGCUUCUCCUCCUACUUCCUCGGCGUCUGGCACCACGGCCACGGCGGCGGCGGAGCAACGUCGGCGACCAACCUCGUCUCCAUCAUCCCCUGCGCCCCCGCCACCACCACCGCAGCCCAGAUCAACACCCCCGGCGGAAAAGCCCUCGACUUCACCACCCACCACGCCGCCAAAGGCGGCGGCGGGGGAACCGCUGCCGGCGGUCCCACCGCGAAGAGAAAUUUCCCACCGUGCGCCUCCAACUUCAGCGAGUACACUCCGUGCGAGGACAGGAUCCGGUCGCUGCGGUUCAAACGGGACCGGCUGAUUUACCGGGAGCGCCACUGUCCGGCGAAGGAGGAGAUCGUGAAGUGCCGGGUCCCGGCGCCGUUCGGGUACAGAAACCCGUUCACUUGGCCGGCGAGCAGGGAUUACGCGUGGUUCGCUAACGUGCCGCACAAGCACCUCACGGUGGAGAAGGCGGUGCAGAAUUGGAUUAGCUACGAGGGCGACCGGUUCAGGUUCCCCGGCGGUGGGACCAUGUUCCCCGACGGCGCGGACAAGUAUAUUGAUGACGUCGGGAAAUUGAUCAAUCUCAAGGACGGGUCCAUUAGGACCGCCGUCGAUACCGGCUGUGGGGUGGCAAGCUGGGGAGCGUAUCUUCUAUCCCGCAACAUCUUAACGAUGUCGUUUGCCCCGCGGGACACCCACGAAGCACAGGUCCAGUUCGCGCUGGAACGUGGAGUUCCCGCCAUGAUCGGCGUCCUCGCCUCCAAGCGGCUUCCUUACCCUUCCCGGGCCUUCGAUAUGGCCCACUGCUCUCGCUGCCUUAUCCCUUGGGCCGAAUCCGAAGGGCAGUAUCUGAUGGAAGUGGACCGGAUCCUACGGCCCGGAGGCUACUGGAUCCUGUCCGGCCCACCAAUCCGCUGGAAGAAAUACUGGAAAGGCUGGGAGAGGUCACAGGAGGACUUGAAAUCCGAACAGGACAAAAUCGAAGCCGUCGCCAAAAGUCUGUGCUGGAAGAAGUACGUGGAGAAAGGCGACAUCGCCAUCUGGCAGAAACCGCUCAACCAUUUCGGCUGCAGCAAAUCCAGCCGCGGCAACUUCUGCCCGGCUGCCCAGGACGCCGACAAGGCCUGGUACACGAAACUCGAGACCUGCGUGACGAACCUGCCGGAGGUGUCGGCGGAGGAGGAACAGGUCGCCGGCGGGAAGCUGGCGAAAUGGCCGCAGAGGCUGACGUCGGUUCCUCCGAGGAUCAGUCGAGGGACGGUCAAGGGCGUGACGGCGGAGAGCUUCCAGAAGGACACGCAGCUGUGGAAGAAGAGGGUGGCGUACUACAAAACCGUGAAUAACCAGCUGGACCACGCCGGAAGGUACAGGAACCUUCUGGACAUGAACGCCGGUCUGGGUGGGUUCGCGGCCGCGAUGGUUAAGGACCCGGUUUGGGUCAUGAACGUGGUCCCGGUCCACUCGAUCAACACGCUGGGAGCGGUUUACGAGCGUGGGCUCAUCGGGACGUAUCAGAACUGGUGUGAAGCAAUGUCGACUUACCCGAGGACUUACGAUCUCCUCCAUGCAGACAGGCUGUUCACCCUCUACGAUGGCAGAUGUGAAAUGGAGGACAUAUUGUUGGAGAUGGAUAGGGUUCUGAGGCCAGAAGGGGGUGUAAUUCUGAGGGACGAUGUGGAUAUGCUGGUGAAGAUAAAGAAAAUUACUGAUGGGUUAAAAUGGGAGAGUAAAAUUGUGGACCAUGAAGAUGGGCCUUAUGAGAGGGAGAAGCUUCUUUUUGCAGUCAAGUCUUACUGGACUGCUCCUGCUGGUUCUCAGCUCACCUAG
Molecule: messenger RNA, 1935 nt
Organism: Linum trigynum
Lineage: Eukaryota; Viridiplantae; Streptophyta; Magnoliopsida; Malpighiales; Linaceae
Source: the annotation of a GenBank genome assembly